Messenger RNA from Amoebophrya sp. A25, 5036 nucleotides. The record is from the annotation of a GenBank genome assembly. Lineage: Eukaryota; Dinophyceae; Syndiniales; Amoebophryaceae.
ACAGCUCUUCAUCAUGACGUGUGCAUUUGCAGGUUCUCUUCCUACUUUGGUUUGUCUUUCUUGCGUUUUUGAUAAGUGAUAAAGAUGUUCGGUGCUUGCCUUGCGGGUCCUGUGCGUGCGCUUGGCGAUGAGCUGAUAAUAGGUUCUUUCUCGGGUUGCAGUCCCGCAAAUAUUCUCACCAAGCCACUACGCAGCAGUAUUCCCGAAAAAUUCGGACCAAACGGGCCUUCCGAACUGCAAUUGCUUAAGCUGGUUGCUUUGACUUCUUUGAUGUUCUUGAUAUAAGUCCGAGUUUCCUGAUGAGCAUAAGAGGAUCCACAACAUCAGCUUUUUUAGAUCUAAUUUAUGUAACCAUGUACAUGUAGUUUAAGAAGAAGAAAAUAUUAGGCAUUGCAAAAAAUUCAUCCUCAACAUCACAAAGUUCUUGUAUGAUCUUCACAUGAAGAGCUGCUCAUCUAGCUCAUGUUUCUAAAUAACGUGGUAUCAUUCGUGAGUUGGCGCCUCAGCGUGUGGACGAAUUGAGAGCAAGGAGAAGACGAAACACAAGACACCAGCUGUCCAGAAAGACGGUCUUCGAAGAUGAGUCAUCUCUGUUAAGAAACAAGAAAGUCCUUUCGUUUUUAUAAAAGAGAAGUAGUUUCUUGAAAUAAAAUUUUAAGGGGCCUACGAGAUUGUUAAGACAAGAACCGUGUCCGAGAUAGUAUCGUCAAGAUUUAGCAUCCUCUUCCUCAGCACCAUUUUUGACAUAUAAUAUACAACUUAAUAUUAUGGGAAAAAAGCUGAACAAGCCCCCAAGGAUGUCUAAUAUGACUCCCAUCAAGGAAGUAGAUGGCAAUGUGUAUGUGGUGGUCUCGCUUUCUAAUAUUGGUCUCCUCUACAGGCGUAGCGUCCACGUCUACAAGUGCCGCGUCCUCCGCAGCUGCUCUGGUCAACCUCGCCUCAUGCUCUCCUGGUCCAAGGAGAGGCAACGCAGAAAACCUACCUAGUCAUCUAAUUAUGGGUUCUUAUAUAGUCAUGCUACUUAGAAGAAUUAGAUAGAAGAUGAUAGAUAAUGAUAAGUUGUCUAGUGCAAUAAAGGGUGUUAAUCAUUGAAGGGUGUUGAGUUGCCUUUAUUUCAUCUAAACUUCAUGGAGGUGAGCAAGCCCUUCUUGAUGAAGAAGAGGAAUUUGUGGGCCGAAGUUUGGCUUUUCUACAGCACUACGAAAACAGGAAGGCAUCGUCAUUCUCUCCGAGCACAUCAUCUUCCCCAAGCACCUCAGGACAGGGAUUAGGAUUAAGCGAAACUUUUUGAUCUUGUAUGCCUUUUUUUAGUUAAGACCUUUUUGUAACCGAAGAAUCACUAUAAAUAUAUUUAUUUUUUUGCUAUUCCUUAGCAACCAAGCAUUAUUGAAUGAUAGUGAUAGAAGCAAAAAUGACAAUGGAUUUUCAUCUGCUUGGUUUCACCUUCAUAAGAAAAGCUACAGCAGUGCGCGUCGAGCUUGCGAACAAGGCAUAUGGUAGAGUUCCUGACACUCUUCAAUCAGGCUGUACAUUAAGGGUUGAAACAUUUCAUUUUUGACAAGCCUUCUUCACUUCAGAUAGCGACUAAAAAAUGAAUUGUUUCAACCUUUAAGUACAGGAUGAUUGUCGGGAUCUCCUACGCCCUCCAGACGACCUCCUCCGUUAAGGCUAGUACGUCUGAAGUCAAGGGGUGAAGUCAGGGGAAACCCUGAGAAGGUCCAGGAAGAUGCCAACGUUUCAGCUCUAACUUGAACGAUCUCAGCAAGAUGUCUUCGAUGGUGUAUUGACAAAAGCCGUGAAUAGUCAACUCAUAAAAGACAUUCCACGAGCAGAGUGGAACAUCGAAGGGCAAGGCUUCACGUUCGAGCGUUUCCUUCGAGACAACAUGGCAAGAGGCCAACGACAAGAAAAUGGUCAACAAGGUCCUCAUCUCGAAGGGACUCCUACUCCUGGUAGUCGAGAAGAAGAGAAUCAACGCAAUGCGUUGGAGGAGAAGGAGAAGUUAAGACUUGUUCCCAUAUCCAGUUUCAGGAUAAGCUGCAUCCAUCCCUUGGCUUGUUCCCCAUAUCCAUCUUCAGACGAAUCUGCAGACGAAGCAAGCACGCAUCAAUCCUGCAGACUUUGUCUUUCAUUCUUUCAAAGGGAAAUAGACGGAACAAGGUCUCAAUCUGCAUGGUCUUCAGGGGAAUAAGACUAAAAGGUCUACCAUAAAACAAGGUCUCAAUAUGCAUGGUCUUCAGGGAAAUAAGACUAAAAGGAAAAGGUCUACUCAGAUUUAAUAGGGUAUCCUCCAGGGAAGUGGAUAUUAAGGGUCGUGAGCGCCGCUAAAGAAGGAACAUUUUCAACGAUAUUUUGUGGAGAAGUUGGAACGGUAUCUGUUGAAAUUUUGCGGAGAUCAGAAAAUGGGACCAAAGUGUACGGAACACCUGAUCUUAGGGCUAGCUGCUCAACAACAUUACUUGCUCCUCGCCCAGUCGCAGUCCUUCUGUCCUUGAUGUUGCCGUAAGAACUCAGCUAGUUUGUGUUUGAUAGUCGUGCUGUUGUUGAUGCCAGUACAACUAUGAUUAUCAUUACUACAAUAUCUGCACUUCUCUAUCCUUUACUUACUAUUCUUCCUCUUUCUUUUCCUAGUUAGUUUGGCUCCACCCAUAUUAUCAUGUACUUCAGCUUCUACUUCUACUAGGGCAUCAUCAAGUUCAUCAGGAAGGUGGAUCAUGGCCAUGGUCUCAUCUCGAGGACGACUAUGUAAUGUAGUGGUUGCAAGCUGUAAUGAGAAAUCUAGUAACGACACAAAUGUGUCAGUGUGGACUGGCCAAUUUAGAUACCGCUUCCUAUGCUCGCGACUACCUUGUAAGCGGGAAGGAUCUGGAACAAACGACGGUCUAUAUUAAGGCUACAGGAAAUUCGACGGAUUCCCCUUCUAAAGGUGGAUUUCUCUUAGUUCAUCUAAUUAUAGUCUCACUCGAGUCCCAUCUUACUUUAUAAAGGGAAAUAUUUAGUAUAUACAGGACACGACCUGCUACGAUGCUGCUGCUAAAGGUGGAAUGUGCAUCUUUUUAGUCCCGUCUUUAAAGGGAAAUAGUAUAUACAGGAGGCCUGCUAGUACGAUGCUGCUGCUUCUAAAGGUGGAUUUCUCUCAGUUCAUCUAAUUAUAGUCUCACUCGAACCGUGAAUGGCCUCGUGUUGCAUCUGAUGUGCAUGAAGAGGAAUUUCCUAGAGUACUACUACGUUGGACCGGUCAGAGGAGUUACGAAUGAGGUCGGAGAACAUCAAGGAGGUGCAGAAGGAGAGUUGCUAUCUGCAGAUACAAGUGCUAGGACAGCAGAGUUUUCGCCAUUUUUAGACCGUCCAGAGAAUGACAGUUCUUGGGUACCAGCUGGGCAAUUAGUAUUAAGGGUUUCCGAAUUACAUCCCUCACUACCAUCCUUGGCUCCUUUUCAAGGGGGAAAUGUGUCAAGGAUGUUCGGAAGAAUGCAACUCGGCAACCUCUAACUACAGCAGGAGCACCAGAUGACGAUAUUAAGGGAGGUUCGCGUAGAAGUCCAGUACAACCAGAUCCAUCAAGUUCGGCAGAGCUGCACCACGACCACACGGACCACCUCGGAGGUCCUCUUGAUGGAGCCGGUGUAACUACUUUAGUAACCCAGCAUCAGCAAGAUCAACAUUUCCUUGAGGAAAAUGCAGUGGCGGAGGAAAUUGACGAAGAGAUCGGAGGUCGUCGUCGGGAUUGUUCACCGUCUCUUGUCAACAGGGGGUCGUCUUUUUCUCCAGACCCAGACGAAGGAUCCCUACCAAGACCACUCUUGGUUAACAAGUCGUCGGCACAGACGAGGGAACAAGCUUUGACGUUUUCGACGCAGAGAGACGCAUCGUUUACCUCCUCUACCAGAACAGGUGGCUCAUCUACUUCGAAGGAAUCUCGCUCUGCAAACGUUCUUCCGCAUAGUAGUAGUACUAGGGAACAAGACGAAGUGGAAACCUUGCCUCACUUGCCUCACUUCUUAUGGCCUAUAAGUAAAUACCCUUCUAAAAAUCCAUCUUCGGAAGCAUGAUCCUAAAGGUGCAAGCGUACCCUAAUGAUAAAAAUAGUCCAUCUUCAAACAAUGCAUGAUCCUAGGAUAGUAGAGGCCCUUCAAGGGAAAAAGUGAAGCAGGAUGCUCUGCGUUGAGAUGGGUUAGGGUUAGGCGGAUUGAGGUCCGUUAGAUGAGCAUCAUGCUUCUCGAGUCGAAAACUCAAAAUAACCGAGUUACUGACUGAAAUAAGGGAGGUAGCUUAGCACCAAGGCUACUCUUCCUUCUCGUCAGUAUCUCGGUUAUUCUGAUCAGUUACUUGCUUAUUUCAGUUUUUCGAGUAGAUAGAUCAUUAGCGUCGGCUCUAACUCACUUGCGUGAGCGUGAAGUGGACCAGGAGAACUCUGGAUUCAACUCUGGAUUCCAUCAACCGCCACGGGAAUGCGGAGCACAGAGCUAUCUCUAUCAACAUGGCACCUUGCAGUUCGUGGCCACGGUUGGACGAAAUGGCGACAAGGUUGAUUCGAAUUCGGUCACGGUUACCGUACUAGACGCGGUAGACGAGGUGAAAAUCGUCUAAGGGGAAGUCGUAGGCCCAGCCCGAAUCGACUAGUAGAGGUGAUAGGGGUUUAAGGGGAAGCCGUAGGCCCAGCCCGAAUCGACUAGUAAAGGUGAUAGGGGUUUAAGGGGAAGCCGUAGGCCCAGCCCGAAUCGACUACUUACCGUCAUCAUCCACAAAUUUUUUCUACACUAGUAUCGCUCGACUGUGUACAACUUAGCUCUUGACUACUUACGUUAAAAAUCACUGUCAAAUAGAACACUGACGCACAUUCAUUAGUUGUAAUUACAGUCCAGAUUCAAGGGACAUAAUGUAAGGGGCAACAGCAGUGGUAGCACCACGACAUAAUGUAUGAAAUUAUGUUGCUUCGUGUAUGAAAAUACUUGAUACUGGGACGAAAAAAACGGACGGGACGAACGCGAUCUUCAACACAAACAUGCUGGCAUGACGUCGUUCACCGAAGCACG